GGGUUCCUCAACUCCACCAUGGCGUUGGCAUUCAAUAUUUCUCAAAAUCAUCUCUUUUCAUAUGCUCAGACCACACGAUUCCGAUCACCCUGCAUCAAUGGCAGACAACCAAGAAGGUUACGAAUCAGCAAUUUGAAGAAGGGGUGUUUGAGGUGCAACACUUCGUAUCAAGACAAAGAUAACUCCCCGAAUGCUUGCUCUUUCCAUGGCCAUGCCAAUGGUGAUAAAGGACUAUUUGCAUUGGCCCCACCCCACCAAGGCAUUGAUGGUGAAUGGAGUGAUGGAUCAGGGGUUAUUGUGUACAAAUGGAACGACAAGACUGAUCGACCAAAUACUGGGAGGGCCAACUGGAAAAAGAGAUGGAGCUGUUGUGGCGAGUAUGAUGAAAAUGCACCACCUUGUCAACGAGGUUGGCAUGUCUCCUAUGAUGAUGGCUUUACUUUAUAUUAAUUAGUCAUAUUGCCCUUAUGGAAUUGCAUGAUUCAGUUUAUAAUGUGUAUAUUAUGCCAAUAGAAUGCGUAUAUAUUGUUCUUUUCAAAUUUCCAUC
Cynara cardunculus var. scolymus (artichoke) is the source of this 547-nucleotide messenger RNA. RefSeq lists its product as uncharacterized. The record is from RefSeq and is a predicted model, not a curated record. The transcript is spliced from 2 exons. Bases 19 to 450 code for a protein of 143 amino acids. Lineage: Eukaryota; Viridiplantae; Streptophyta; Magnoliopsida; Asterales; Asteraceae.